AUGAAGGAUGUUACAGGAUUUCUCAAACAGCAGCAGAGUAAAAGCAGCACUCCCGAACUGGCUACAGAAUGGCACACGUUGGAGGAACUCUACAACAAGAAGCUGUGGCACCAGCUGACCCUCAAACUCACAGAUUUUGUUCAGGAGCCCUGUUUUGCUGCAGGAGAAGGCCUUAUCAAGCUGUAUGAAAACUUUCUUAGUGACUUUGAGCACAGAAUCAAUCCACUAUCCCUUAUGGAAAUUAUUCUCCAUGUAGCAAGACAAAUGACAGAUCCAAAUGUUGCCAUAUCAUUUCUUGAAAAGACCAGGGAAAAGGUUAAGAGCAGUGAUGAAGCAGUGAUUCUCUGCAAGACGACCAUUGGCAGCCUGAAGUUAGAAAUAAACGACCUUCCGGCAACAAAGAAAUUGAUUGAAGAGGUUGAGGAGAUGCUCAAUAACCUUCCUGGGGUGACGUCAGUCCAUGGGCGAUUCUAUGAUCUCUCCAGCAAAUAUUACCGCAUCAUAGGAAACCACGCCUCCUACUACAAAGACGCUUUGCGCUACCUGGGCUGUGUGGAUGCAAAAGACAUACCAGAGGCAGAGCAGCAGGAAAGAGCCUUCACUCUGGGACUGGCUGGCCUGUUAGGGGAGGGUGUUUACAAUUUCGGAGAGCUUUUAAUGCAUCCAGUGUUGGAAUCCCUGAGGAGCACAGAUAAACAAUGGUUAAUAGACACUCUUUAUGCUUUCAAUAGUGGAAACGUGGAAACGUUUCAGUCUUUCAAGGCUGCAUGGGGACAACAGCCUGACCUUGCAGCCAAAGAGUCGAGUCUGAUGCAAAAGAUCCAACUUCUCUGCCUCAUGGAGAUGACUUUUACUCGUCCAGCCAACCACAGGCAACUAACCUUUCAAGAAAUUGCCUUGAGUGCUAAGGUUCCAGUAAAUGAGGUGGAGUUAUUGGUGAUGAAGGCCCUGUCCGUUGGUCUGAUAAAGGGCAACAUUGAUGAGGUAGACCAGAGAGUUCACAUGUCCUGGGUACAGCCAAGGGUACUGGAUCUACAACAGAUUAAGGGAAUGAAUGAUCGCUUGGACCUCUGGUGUGGAGAUGUUAAAAAUACAGCCAUGCUGGUAGAACAUCAAGCACACGACAUCCUGACAUAAACCUGCUGUCAACUGUGUAAAGAUCUAUUGUGUUAUUGUUAACACAAAAUGUUGCAUAAUGGAACUUGGGGGAUGUUUUUAAACUGUCUGAAAUUGUAAUACUGGUGACUCCCAUAUAUGUUUCAGAACAGCAACUGUAAAACACACACACACAACAGCGUCGGACGACAUAUGAUGAAAUAAUAGAAAUUCUUCCUUUUUUAUAUAUACUGUUUGAGGUGCCAUACGUUUUUAUGGUUGUUUUUAAAAUAUGUUUUAAAUUUCAGCUUUUUUAUUUUAUUUUAUUUUUUUUAAUUACUAGCUUUUAUUAUUUCUCUUAUUUGUAUAAAGCACGUUUCCAGUAAUACUGUACUUUGGUCAUCAUAGUCAAGCACAAUGCCACGAACUAAAGUAAGAGUUGGAAUGUUUUAAUAAACAGGUAGCCCAAAAUAAGGGAUUUUCAGAAAUUGUAUUGAUGUUUCUACACCAUGUAGACUAAAGCUAGCUUACUGUUAAGACUGAAAUUUUUUCAAUAAAAUAAGCCCUUUUAAAAUAAGAAAGAAGAAUUUUUUUUUUUUUUCUUAAAACAGUAUGGUACCUAAAUUUAUUUUAUGAGGCUAGUUUUUGUUCAACCCACAAAUGAGACUAGCUUUAUUACAAGCUAUAAGAUUUUUAUAAACCAAAUGAUAUGUUUGUAUGACAGACAGCCCAUUUGUUUUCAACCCCACUGAAAGCAUUGAUUCCACUGUCGACUCUCUGAGUUGUCUCAUACAGGUCUACAGUGUAGAGAUCUCUUCCUACAGAAGCAGUUUGUUUGGAAAAAUGUCUUGGGUGAUGCACACAUUGUUCAGAAAUGGCAGGAGAAAAUAAAUAGAUUUCUAAUUUUUUUUUUUUCUAAUCUAGAAAUCAGCCAUUGGUGAUAAGAAGCUUUUCUUCCAUGCUGUAGAAGAAUACAUUUUUUAUGGUUUUAAAUGUAAGCAACAAACAGAAUGAAACAGUCAGAUACUGGUCUUCUGACGUUAGCUGAUUUUUUUUUUUUUUUUUUUUUUUUUCUCCUACUGAUAUCUUGACAAGUGUUGCCAGUGGUUUGAUGGAAACAGGUCUGUGACUAUAUGUGUGCUACCUUUCUGUCUUUGGACAACAAACUGUCACCCUCAAUUAACGCUUUCGAAAUGCAAAUAAAAGACACAAGUGUGUUGGUAA
Messenger RNA from Polyodon spathula (Mississippi paddlefish), 2319 nucleotides. RefSeq names its product 26S proteasome non-ATPase regulatory subunit 13-like. The transcript is spliced from 13 exons. Gene Ontology annotation, cellular component: cytosol; proteasome regulatory particle, lid subcomplex; nucleus. Gene Ontology annotation, molecular function: structural molecule activity. Lineage: Eukaryota; Metazoa; Chordata; Actinopteri; Acipenseriformes; Polyodontidae. Gene Ontology annotation, biological process: ubiquitin-dependent protein catabolic process. Bases 1 to 1137 code for a protein of 378 amino acids. The record is from RefSeq and is a predicted model, not a curated record.